GGUUAAACGCCGAUAAACGGGGCUUCUGGUACCGCUGACGGAGCCGGCGUGCCCCUCUGGGGGGGGGCAGGCAGGGUUCUGGCAUGUUACUUUACAUAAUCGUUAAACAUAGCUGUCCAGGCAUCGAUGAGGGAGGACCUGAAGGAAGCUAGAACCCGAUUUUUUUUUUCCUGUCAAGUGUAUUAACCAAGAAAAUAAUCAUCGCUACCGAGAAGGGGCAGCCGUUCUUUCGCCCUCCAGCAGGCAGAAAUACUUCUAAACGUACUACCCUAUGUGCAAUACACCUUUGUCCUCUUUCCUAACAAGAAAAAUAAAAAAAGAAUCAUUCCUAACAUAUUAAAGAAACAAUCAGUUUGUACUUCACCCAAAAUCUUGGUAACUUCCUCUUAAACACAAGGGAAAAAAAACUUUCUGUAAUUCUGCUGCUGUUGAUCCAUUUUCCACCACGUCUUUAUUUUGUGUUUGUAGAGCAUCUCCACUGUUCGGGGCACAUGCUCCGUGCCCCGUGCCCAGUGUUUGCGUUGACCCACGCCGUGCUGUUUCACCUGGCUGUGCACAGAGCUGCGUUAGUUACUGCGUGCUGUCACUUCUGCCCACAGCUCUGUUUGUUUUGGUUAAGUUUAUAUCCACUUGUUGAUUGUAGCGGCCAUAUAUGCAUCUGUCCAACCAUAUGUAACUCUCCUAAUGUGUUUCCCUGGCUACUUUUUUCCCAAAGUUGUCAAUUCUUGCUUCCAAAGCUGCCCUCAAACCCUUGAGAGAAGGUUGCCACUCUCAGUAUAAUUGCCCUGCCGCACGCAGCCUGUAGGAGAAUGCAGCAGGUGAGGCUGCACAAGUCCUGGUUUAGGCUGGCUGAGGUUGGUGCCACGUUUCACUGGUGCUUGCCCGAUGUUGCACGGGUUCCCAUUGAUGGAUGGAGCCACACACAUCACCCCCCGGCAUUCCUGCUUUGGGGGACAAAGUAGGAAUUUCCCAGGAGAGAGCAAAUCACUUGCACCUUUGUGAAUCGCAUUGCGUGUCAUGAAACAGCGGUCCUUGCCUGCGUGCAAGGUGUCAUUGCUGUCGUAGUUUGGGGUUAAGAGGUGUUACGGAUGCAAGGCAUGCAGAUAUUAGAGGAAAAUAACUGUGGAGAGGGAUCUACUGUUGCAUCUGUAUAUCUACUGUUAAGUUUUACAUGAAAGUCGUUUGCUUUUCAGAGUGUAAAAAAAUGGAUUUGGCCAACCAUGGACUUAUUCUGCUGCAGCAACUAAAUGCUCAGAGAGAGUUUGGUUUCCUGUGUGACUGCACGGUUGCAAUCGGUGAUGUCUACUUCAAGGCACACAAGUCAGUCCUUGCUUCUUUCUCCAACUACUUCAAGAUGCUCUUUGUUCAUCAAACCAGUGAAUGUGUCCGUUUGAAAGCGACUGACAUACAGCCAGAUAUCUUCAGUUAUCUCUUGCAUCUGAUGUACACCGGGAAGAUGGCACCACAACUCAUUGACCCAGUUCGACUAGAACAAGGAAUAAAGUUUCUGCAUGCGUAUCCGCUCAUUCAGGAGGCCAGCCUUGCGAGUCAGGGAACUUUUUCUCACCCGGAUCAAGUUUUUCCAUUAGCAUCUUCAUUAUAUGGCAUUCAGAUUGCAGAUCACCAGAUAAGACAUCCCACUAAGGUUACAUCAGCAACUGACAAACUCGGGCGAGAACCAAGGCCACAGACUUCACGGAUGACCCAAGAGCAGGUUUCGGAAGGCUCACAGCUCUCGCAGUUAGCUACAACUAUGCCACAAGUGACCCGGACAAAUAUGACCACUUCUGACCCCUUGCCAUCAUCUUUAUCCCCGGAAUUGGUAUCCGCUGCCGGUAAUAAUUCACCUGCAGGAGAAGAGGCCAACAUGGAAGCAUCUUCUUCGGAUGAACAGCCUACUUCGCUCACAAUAGCACACGUCAAGCCAAGCAUUAUGAAAAGGAACGGGAGCUUCCCAAAAUACUAUGCCUGCCACCUCUGCGGUCGACGGUUCAACUUGCGCAGUAGUUUGCGUGAGCACCUGCAGAUCCACACAGGAGUUCCCUUCACAUCGAGCCAGCAGGGAGAAAGUAAUAUUUCUUUGUCUCUCUGUAACAACACAGCUGAAAAAGAUGCCAUGGAAGUGCCUGAAGCCGGGAUGAUUAGUGACAGUGAGCUGCAGCAGAUCUCAGACUCUCCAAUAAUUGAUGGGCAGCAGCAAUCAGAGACACCGCCCCCCUCGGAUAUUGCAGACAUAGACAACUUGGAGCAGGCAGAUCAAGAGAGGGAAGUAAAAAGACGGAAAUAUGAAUGUUCCAUCUGUGGGCGCAAAUUUAUUCAGAAAAGCCACUGGAGGGAGCACAUGUACAUACACACUGGCAAACCCUUCAAGUGCAGCACUUGUGACAAAAGCUUUUGUAGGGCUAACCAGGCUGCCAGACAUGUGUGCCUAAACCAGAGCAUGGACACGUACACGAUGGUGGACAAACAGACUCUGGAACUCUGUACUUUUGAGGAAGGCAGUCAAAUGGACAACAUGCUAGUACAGACCAACAAGCCCUACAAAUGUAACUUGUGUGACAAAACAUUUUCAACUCCCAAUGAAGUAGUCAAACAUUCGUGCCAAAAUCAAAACUCUGUCUUUACGCUAGAAGAAGAUCGCUCCAUUCUGCUAGGUGGUGGGGACACAGAAGCCACAGAGACUGAUAACGCAGUGUUAGCCUCCAUCAAAAAGGAGCAGGAAGCAGUGUUGUUAGACUGAAUGUGAAACCUAUAUCAAUUUUUUAAAGUUUCUUUACUCAUUUUUAUUAAAUCAACCCUCCCUCCCCCCCCCACCCCGCCACCUCACUUACCCCUGCCAUCUUUUCCACCAGCCUCCUUCCCACCCUUUGUCUUCAGCAACCAGAACUGUACUGGCACAUUAGGAAAUGCGACGUUGCCUCUCCCACCGAAACAAACAAAAAGCUCUCGCGUCGAACCGCAACAUAAUUGAUUUUAAUACAAAGGAACAUGUGAAAAAUAAUCCAGCUAACUAAGUCGAUAGUAUUAGUUAAUCCAAAUUUAAUAGAUUUUAAACAAAAUUUAGAUUGCUUAAAAGUGUAUUUAGAUACGAUGAUGAACGUAAUGAGAAACAGAGUAUCAGUUUGGUAAGCAAAGAGUAUAUAUAUAUAGUUUCCCUGGUAAAAGGCAUUUUGAGAAAAUCUGGCAAAUUUAACACCAUGCUUUCUAGAACUCCACAUGCAAGUUGAUUAAGAUUAUAACUUGAAACCCUCAGACUUUUUUCUCGAUGAAUGCAAAAAUUGUUCAUUGAGUUAAAAAUCGCUGCAGGUACUGGGUUUCUUUUAGCCUUACGUUUUCCUUCAAGUAUGCCUUUGGGUAUCUGUUUCAGGUAGCAUGAUUGAUUCAAGCAAAGGAGUUACAAAGUCACAUUUUGACUUAAGUAGCUGAAAUAAUAAUGUGAUGGCAAUCUUUAUAUAUAUAUAUAUAAAAAAGUACUGUAUAUGUAUAAAGAUUUAUAUAUAUAUGGAAAGUGUUUGUGUGUAUAUUUGAUACAGGUAAAUAAAUGCACACAUCCUUUUUAAGCAACUGGCCGUCUGCUCUCAGAUUCAGCCCAGAAAGUAUUUUAGUUGUUUGACAAAACUAGUUAUUGCACAGGUUAUUUUGAAUCAAAUUUAAAAUGUCCUCAGCUGUGUGCAUUUUUAUUCGCCUGUAGAACAGAAGCUGUUAGGUAAGUGUUGUCACCCAAGAUGCAAAGGAAACUGGAGAAGUGACAUCCUGGUGAGCACAGUACCAUCAUCGGUGCAGCAAGUGCAUGUGUUGUUAGCUAUAGUUUCGAGUCAUUCUGGAUGAAAGGAGAGGGAAAAACUGUAUUUAUUGCCUUACUCAGGCAAGGAAUGCCCGUGGUUUCAUUUGGUCUAAUUGCAUGAGUUAAGAUGAAGAAAAAGUGGUGCAGAGCCAUUCUAGCAACAGGGGAUCAUGGUUGUUUUAAAGCGAAUCUGUAGUGUCGACUGGCAAAUUCUGCUCUUUGAGAGUCCCUUUAUUUUCAAAGCCAAGACAAAGUCUGCAAAAACUGAAAGGAUGAAUUCUGUAGUUUUAGUUACUGCUGAUGAUAGCACUGCAUCUUUGUGUUAAAAAUCAAGUUGUUGAUUCUUAUUAUUUUAUAUUAAAGUGCCCGGAUUUUUUGCUGGUAGCCUCAAAACCUAAACUGACAGCAAGAAGGAAGCCCGCCUAGCAAUUACUGGGCAGCCUUCUGGCGUAAAGGACAGAAUUAAGUGCCCCAUCGUAAAUGGAGACACUGGGUGUUCGGGGGGGAGGGGUGGGAGAGGGCAAGUCACAAACCACAGCUCUUCUCUGUGUAUGCAUUUAAACUGAAUAUCAUCUUUUUGUGUAUAGUUAAGUUCUCAGAUUUGUAAGUUUUUAUACAUCAUUUCAUUGAAUAAAAACUGAAUUAAAUGGGAUAUGAUUUAUUGAGUUGCAGGUGAAAGGUUGUUGGUUCUUUCGAUCUUGCUGAAAGAAUUCGUACUGAAUUGGUUUAAAAGCCAAGCAAUGUAUUCUGUAUAUCAGACUAAAACCUCCUUCAUGCAUAUGAACAAAUAGCUUACUAAAGCCUAAAACAGUGAAUUUAGCACAAAGGGUCCCUACCUAUUCAUAUCUCAAGUAUUUUAUUAUAAUGUGACAAUCAUUGUAAAGUUUAUUGUAAGUGGCGUUGAGUUUAUUAUGUCUUCUAUUAGCCUAGUAGGUCUAAAAUCAUUUGAUUUUACAUCAAGGUAUAAAAGUAUUUUGAGGUAAAAAUACAACAUCUUACAGAAUUAUUUUAGUGUUGCCCAUUUUAAAACUUUUUUUAGGAUCUUUAUCUACCAAUGUAAUUUCUUUAAAUGUGUUCUUUAUUUCAUCUCACUUACUCUGAAAUACUCUCAGAGCAGGGGGGGAGGGAGGGAAAGAGUAAAUCUUUCCUUAUUGAGGAUAUGGUCAGGGUUUUGAGGUAGCUGUGGUUUAUGGGAUAGUCACAAGUUCAUUUCCAAAAUGACUACUACUGCUGAGUGUUGCCACUUCAGCUGUUAGUUAAUACAUAUUCAGAUGAUCUUUCAAGAGCUCCAGGUCAGCUCCUAUGCAAAGUACAAGGGUUUAGCUCAACUCCCCCAGGGGCAAGUUGUAGCAGGAAUAGAUGCACGGCCACACCAUUUUUUGAGACGUUCAUCAGCCCCCGGUCCUUAGCUUAUUCCUGCUCUCGCCUCUCUUUUUCUGUCAUUUGGAGAACAUGACGUUUGCUUGGUUACAUGUCAAAUGGCCCCAACGAACUGGUCUGGAAAUACUGAGUCUGAAAAAAAAAAAAAAAAAAAGGCUGUUUUUUCUGUCAAAUCCCAUUUGAGCUCUGCAGCGGGUUUCAGAUGGCUCAUGGGUUGUGCAAGGGCAGAAAUGAGCAGGGAGGAGGAGCACCAAAACCAGCAGUGCUGCUGGCAAUGUGCGGGGUGAGGAGGACAGGGUGGGCAGUGUCCCCACCAGCCGGGGCCCUGCCAGAAAGGUGACGUGGGGCAGGGAGCUGCCAGGGCAAGAAGCUGGCAGUGACAGCCCUGCUGCUGCAAGCCGCGGGAAGCUGCAGGCUCAGCAGAGAGCUUUCACCUGUUACUAUCUGUUCUUAAGAAACAACGCUGUCUGGUAAAGAGAAAAAAAAAUCACAAUAAAGAGA
Molecule: messenger RNA, 5665 nt
Organism: Cygnus olor (mute swan)
Lineage: Eukaryota; Metazoa; Chordata; Aves; Anseriformes; Anatidae
Gene: ZBTB2
Product: zinc finger and BTB domain containing 2
Exons: 2
Coding region: 1172-2740 (522 amino acids)
Biological process (GO): regulation of transcription by RNA polymerase II
Cellular component (GO): nucleus
Molecular function (GO): DNA-binding transcription factor activity, RNA polymerase II-specific; protein binding; RNA polymerase II cis-regulatory region sequence-specific DNA binding
Source: RefSeq, a predicted model, not a curated record